Messenger RNA from Wyeomyia smithii (pitcher-plant mosquito), 4612 nucleotides. It is a transcript of the gene Tango1, whose product is annotated as transport and Golgi organization protein 1. Bases 70 to 3951 code for a protein of 1293 amino acids. Gene Ontology annotation, biological process: protein secretion; vesicle cargo loading; endoplasmic reticulum to Golgi vesicle-mediated transport. Gene Ontology annotation, cellular component: endoplasmic reticulum exit site; endoplasmic reticulum membrane. The transcript has 10 exons. NCBI's taxonomy places the organism in Eukaryota, Metazoa, Arthropoda, Insecta, Diptera, Culicidae. The record is from RefSeq and is a predicted model, not a curated record. Gene Ontology annotation, molecular function: protein binding.
GGCAGCCGUCACACUUGGAUGUGUAUUUGUAAAAGGAGUGAUGUGGCUUAACGAACUGCGAGAAAAAUCAUGAAAAAGUUAAGUUUUGCUAGUUUUGUACAUAGUUUCUGUUUAAUUUUAGUGUUAAUAGUUGCCGAAAGCCGUGCAAAAGUAUGCGGUGAUCCGGAAUGUAAAACUCCAAUUGCCAAGGCAUAUGCUACGAUGAAUUACUUCGGUGGCGGCGCUCAUAAAGUUGGCCUCAGUAAAAACGAUAAGGUGGAAAUUUUAGGACGAGAUAUCGGCAAGGACAAGGAGCUACUAGUCCGGAAGGCAGAUGGCAAACAAGGCCUAGUUAGUCGCACUUUUGUGCAAGAAAUAAAAAUUCUUGUGAAGAAGGAUGAUUUAAUAACAAUUCCCGAAGAAGUUCCGUCAUCAAUCAAUCCUUCGAAAACUGCCGACUCAAAUGUAGUAGAAGGAACUACUCUCACUGGAGCGGAUAUUUUGGAACAUUCAAAAGUUGAAGAACCAUUAUUACCCGCGAAGGAGACGACUCCUGUUCUAGAGACUGUUCCUUCAGGGCAUGCUACCUCACAGCCGUCGAACAGUCUUCCAACAAAUGCAAAUAAUGCGAAUAGCAUUGACCCAAUAGAAGUAAAAUCAAAUGAGACGGAUGUUGAAGAUAACGUGGAAGACUCUCAGUUAGAAGAUGAAGAAACGGAGGACGAAGAUGAAGACGAUGACGAUGAAGAUGAGGAAUCGGACACUGUUGAGCAGGAAGAGGACACAAUAGUUGAAAAUAAGGGUAAUUUAGAAAUUUUGAAUAAGACAGAAGAAGCGUUUGUUAAAGUAGAAGAGAACAUAGUUGUUUCUACAGAGCAACCUACUGCAAGUGAAAACUCCAUUGUCAAUGAAGAUGAACCAGCGGUUUUGAAACCGUCGGAUACGACUACACCAAUGGCUGCAGUGGAAGCAACUACUCCGAUGCCUGCGGCUGAAGUAACUACUUCUGCCCCUGUAGUUGAAAUAACUACUCUUACGCCUGCAGUUGAUGCAUAUCAAAAAAACAGUGCCGUAUCUGUUGAAGAGGUAAUAGCAACAACAGAAGCGACAGUGACAGAUGCAGAUGUCGUUUCUAAUGAUACCGAAAAUGAAGCUUCCGAUAAGAGCGACUCAUUGUCUGAGACAUCGAAUCAAACAGUAGUUGAACAACCCCAGGCUGAAAUCCAAUCUGAUCGAGCGGAAAACGAAGAUACAGUGAUCAAUUCGACGACGGAUCCUCGAUUGGAAAUUCCUGUAACAGAAGAAACGGAAAUAGUCACGGAAAUGCCGAUUCUUGUCAAUACAGAUCAAAACAUAGAACAACCUCCACCGCAGGUAGCAGACUUACCGAAACAACCUCACCAACUUCUGCGUGGAGGUCUUGGUAAUCUGCUUGCUCAUUCGCAUCAUCAUCAUCACCACCACCAUCAUGGUCAUGGUCAUGACCACGAUCAUCACCACCAUGAGCACCACGGCGUUGAUAAUGGUAACCAGGAACAAGUGGAAAUAUCCGAAAAGCCAUUUAUUGGGGGCUUUGGUGAUAAGCCGCUAGAUCGCGAAACCGGGAUUCUUGGAGAGAAUCUAGAAGAAACUUCAGAUUCGCUGCAGAAUAAAGAUGGCGAAAACGGGUAUUGUGAUCAGCUGUCUUGCCCUCAGCCAGCGGAACCGGUGUCCCAUCAGCAACAUGCUAAUGGAUUCUAUCACCCUACUGUAAGCAUUCCUUCGACCAGAACUCAAGAGGAACGACCGCCCACGGAAGAAGAGGCAUCGAUUUCUGCAGCGCCUAAGAAUGACUCAGUUGAAAAAGAGGAAGAUUUGGAAUUCACGAAAAUGCUCAUCAUCGAACUGUUCAAAAUGAGUGAUUUGAUUUUGCUGUUGGGAAUUACAUCCUUCACCCUGAUAGUGUUUUCCCUAGGACACUUUUUGAUUAAUAAAAAUCGGAAGGAGAAACCGCUUAUAUAUAAGCUUAAUAUGAUUGAGCGCGAUCUGAUGGCCUCCCAUAAGGAAAAUGCAAUGCUGAAAAGUGACCUGUCGGAAACCAGACAUAAACUAACCAGUAUCGAAAAUAGCUCAUUCGGUUCAAAUGAUAUGGUGAUUGCACUUCGACAAGAACUAAAAGAUGCUGAAGACACAAAGCUCGAGUUGCAGGAACAGAUAGCGUCGUUGGAGAAGGAAUUGGAAAAUGCUGCUGAAGCCGGACUGGAGCUCAAUAAGAUGGUCGCCGAGUUGUUGAAUCAGAGUGGGAGCGAUUCGAUUGCACUGACAGUCGAUGAACUACAGCGUCAGUUGAACGAGCAACAGCAGACGAUUCUUUCGAUGAACACUUCCCUCGCUGAUAAAAGUCGGGAAAACAGCGAACUUCAGGUCACUUUGGCCGGUCAAUCGGCGAAAUUUACUCAAGAAUUAGAAGAGCUGCAGCAGUCGUUUAACGAUUUAAAACUGGAGAAAAGCAAUUUAGAAAUAGGAUUGAAUAAUUUGAAAAGCGGUCAAAACUCUGAGUUGGAUGCUCUUAGGCGGGAAACGAAUGCCGAGAUUGCUAAGCUGAAUAAGGAGGUGAAGGUGUUUCAAUCUAAAUGGGAGGAGAGUAAAAAAUCACUGGGGUCAGCAGAGGCAAAGGUAGAUGCCUUAGAGGAAUGUUUAAAGGAUAUCAAGCGGGGAAGCACCAAUGGAACUGUUGAUGGAUUGUUUGAUUCAGUGGAACUAAAAGCACAGGUUGCCGUCUUGAGGAAGGAAAGGGCGGAUCUACAAGAACGACUCCAGGGCGAAACGGUGGCGCGUCAAUUGUUAGAUGACCAUGUCAAAAUUAUCAAUGAGGAAAUUUCAACACUAAAGAAAGAUUUCGGCCAAGCCGAAAAAGAUAAAUUGGAAGCAGAGACACGACUGGAAGUGCUCUCGUCUUAUUUCAAGGAUAAGGAGACUCAACUGCAGAAGGAGCUGAGCAUUAAAGAAGCUAUGUGGAUGCAGCAACAGGGCGAAACUACCAGUACUGUUGAGAGAAUUAGGCUAAUGCAGGAUGAAAUUCAACAGUUGAACACAGUUCAUUCGCUCGUUGAGCAGUACGAAGCACGGUCACAAAACGAUAAACUUCGCGCUGAAAUUGAGGCUCAAGCCACAGCCCACAAAGCACAGUAUACAGCGUUAGAAACAAGAUCUCAUGAUGCAUGGCUUGCCGCGCGACAGGCGGAACGACGUCUCGAGGAAGCUCGUAAUGAAUCUAGUGCAUUACGAAGAAAGCUAACCGCCCUCGGUGACGCAUCCGUAAUCAACACGACGACUGAUGGUCUAAUACCAAAUCCAGUCCCUCCGGCAGAACUAAAUCUUACAGCUGCUUCGCCGAUCCGAGUGGAAUCCCCAAAUGCACCCAUGAUGGGUCUUCCACCUCCACCAUUUAUGCCGCCUUUUGGACCCCCUUUCAUGCCACCCUUUAUGCCACCACCUGGCCCGGGAGAGCUUCGCCCCGCUCCUUUGGGACGGCUCACAUCCCCACCGCCGAAUCGGUACAGCCCAAAUGUAAUCGACAGCCGCGACCGGUAUAGCCCAGAUCGUGGCCGAUAUUCACCGGACAGUCGGUACGACUACUCUGUGAUGUCCAAUUACGAAACGGAAACCGAUUUCAGUCCACCUCCUUCACCACCAACGUACAUGCGACGCUCGAGUUAUGAGCGUGAUCGAGAUGCUUGGUCAAAUCGCGAACGGGAACGGGAUCGAGAGCGAGAAAGAGGGCGAGACCGGGAUCGGGACCACGACCUACCCGAUCGUGAGCGAGACCUCAGAGAACGCGAUGGUCGCACCAGUGGCAGCGGAGGAGCUGGCGGAAAGUACCAGAAAGCAUUCUCACCGCCUGGGAUGAGGACAACCUCCCCGCCAAUUCAGGACCCUAGGAACAAAAAAUACCAAGAUGUGAAAAACUUCUGGCUGUCAAAGGAGGGGUAAACCGCGAAUUCAAAAGCGGGUACGCGUAACGCGUAGCCAGUGCCUAUUGUAUGUACAUAUGAUUUAAAAAUUCUAUUCAUCUGUUUUUGUUUUGUGUAACCAUUACUUCACAUGAGAAUAGUAUUAAUGUAGCAUUGGUAUUAAAUGUGAUCAUUUCCUAUGUAUUUCUGCGGUUCUUUUUCCGAUCUGCGGUUACUCCCAACUUGGUUACCGGUUUCGGUGUUUUCUUGUGCCAAUCCUCCUAGGCGGUUUCAGUUCCGGCUCACAGGACUCGGUAGCAACGCGGAAGGGCGGCAAACAGUUUAAAAACCCAAACAGUAAACCUUCAUCGUAAAUGUUAUACUAAUUGUAGCUUUAGUAUUUUAUCGUUCGAUUGUGAAAGGCCACCGUUUUUUUGUCAAAUACAAUAUUAGUGCAAUUUAAUCGAAUAAAAGAAAUAAUUUUUGAACUCAGUUAAUUGCAAAGUAGCAUUUCUGAAACCUCUGCAAUUAGUUUACUAGUGAACAGGUGGUUGUUCUGAGUCGACAUGAAUUUAUUUACAUGGGAAGUCUGUACAAAAGUAGAACAUUGCUUCUGGUGUUUAUUGGCAUACCGUAUAUAAUUGGUAACGCUACAUAUUAUGUGACAAAUUCUGUUUUCAAAUAUAAACGAACUAUUUAAA